CGUCGCCGCCGCCCCGGCCUAGGCACGAGCCCAGAGCGCUGAAUCCGCACCCCUGGACCUGUAGCGGCCGUGGCACGCAAUGGGUCUUCGCCUCUGUCCCUACUCUGCGGCGCUGCUCCUGGGUGGCCUCCUGUUCCUCCUGCUGCUCGUAGACCCGGCGCUCCCUGUCGGACGUCCCCCUCCGGUGGUGCUGGUGCCCGGUGACUUGGGGAACCAGCUGGAGGCAAAGCUGGACAAGCCAACGGUUGUACACUACCUCUGCUCCAAGAGAACGGACAGCUACUUCACCCUCUGGCUGAACCUCGAGCUGCUGCUGCCUGUCAUCAUUGACUGCUGGAUCGACAACAUCAGGCUGGUUUACAACAGAACAUCCCGGGCCACCCAGUUCCCAGAUGGUGUGGAUGUGCGUGUCCCUGGCUUUGGGAAGACUUUCUCACUGGAGUUCCUAGACCCCAGCAGAAGCAGCAUGGGUUCCUAUUUCCAUACCAUGGUAGACAGCCUUGUGGGCUGGGGCUACACACGGGAUGAGGAUGUCCGGGGGGCCCCCUAUGACUGGCGCCGAGCCCCAAAUGAAAACGGGCCCUACUUCCUGGCCCUCCGGGAGAUGAUCGAGGAGAUGCAUCAGCUGUAUGGGGGCCCUGUGGUGCUGGUUGCCCACAGCAUGGGCAACAUGUACACACUCUACUUUCUGCAGCGGCAGCCACAGGCCUGGAAGAACAAGUAUAUCCGUGCCUUUGUGGCACUGGGUGCGCCCUGGGGGGGCGUGGCCAAGACUUUGCGUGUCCUGGCCUCAGGAGACAACAAUCGGAUCCCAGUCAUCGGGCCCCUAAAGAUCCGGGAGCAGCAGCGGUCUGCUGUGUCCACCAGCUGGCUGCUGCCCUACAACUACACCUGGUCUCCCGAGAAGGUCUUCGUGCACACGCCCACAACCAACUACACGCUGCGGGACUACCGCCAGUUCUUCCAGGACAUUGGCUUCAAAGACGGAUGGCUCAUGCGGCAGGACACGGAGGGGCUGGUCAAAGUCACGGUGCCGCCCGGCGUGCCACUGCACUGCCUCUAUGGCGCUGGUGUUCCCACGCCAGACUCCUUCUACUAUGAGAGCUUCCCAGACCGAGAUCCCAAAAUCUGCUUUGGUGACGGCGACGGCACCGUGAACUUGCAGAGCGCCCUGCAGUGCCAGGCCUGGCGCAGCCGCCAGGAGCACCCAGUGUCACUGCAGGAGCUGCCGGGCAGUGAGCACAUCGAGAUGCUGGCCAACACCACCACCCUGGCCUAUCUGAAACGUGUGCUCCUUGGGCCCUGAUUCCUGUGCCGGGCAGGGCUGUGGGAUGGCGUGGCCGUACCUGCUUCUCUUGGCUACCGUGGCCCGUGAGUUUAGCAGUUUGACUGUCUAAGGCCUUCAGUCUUGGGCUGUGAAAUAUCUGCCAUUGGGAAGUGCUGUUUCUUAUCCUUUCUCUGUGGGUAUGAAGAAAGAAGAAAUAGUCUGGACUCACUUGAUGGAUCCUUGCUGAAAAGAAUGCUGCUGACAGAAUUGCUGUGACCUCAGGACUGGCUCUGCAGGUGGACUGGCUGGCGCCUGGCCUCAAUCCUGGACUGAGGGGCCAUUUGUUCCUCCUACCCCUGUGGCCUUUUCAUACUUAGCCACCGGGCCCUGGCCCCUCAGCCUUCCUUGAGGGGUAUUACUGAGGUGUGGUUCCUGUCCCAAAAGGUCCCAGGGAUGGGCUCCUGGUCCCUAGGGUGAUCCUUCCCACAUACUGGCCACAGGUAGGCUUGCUAGUGGCUGUGGGUGGCUGGAGCUGCUGGCUUCCCUGUGACCUAGAGGCAGUCUGGUUCCUCCUGCAGGCAGGGGCAAGUUGUGUUCUUCAUGGUUCCCAGGUCCUGGGGCAUUCACUCCUACCUCCCUCACCUCCAAGAACAGCCUAGCUCAGGAUUGGGCAGCAUAUGGCCCUCUAGUUCUUGGGGGCUAUGUUCCAGGAGGCUUGACUCCCGUGGCUGGGCUGUUACCCACAGUAUUGAUGCUGGCUUGCUUCCCUCUGGGAAUGUGGUUCAAAGAUGAGAGCAGGGCCCGGUGCCAUGGCCAUUUAGGUACUCAUGAAGAAAGAGAACUCAAGGAAGCAGCUAAGGCCGCUCCGGGCCACCUUGAGCUGCCCUCUUGCUAACUCCACCACCACAUUGCCACCCUGCCCUAGGGUUUUUCUAGCACCCAUGUGGGCUGGCACAGAGCUGAGAGGAGGUAGGACUCUUGCCCAUUUUGCCCAGCACCUACCCCCACCAGGCAGCUCAGUGGCGUUUGGUCUGCAGAGACCAACCCAGAUGCUUGAGUGGGCCCCUGAGAGAGCCAGGUGCCUUGGGGCUCCCCUGGUAGUUUUCUUUCUGUUCCAGAGGUGCUGCAUGGGCAGGGAUGGAGAAUCUGGAUCUACCUUGGUGGCAGUGAUCUCCAAGUGGUCAAUGGCUACAAGCCAAGACUUGAGUCUAACCUCUAGGCCCCAGAGCUACAGUCAGGCUGGACUGUGCUGAUCUCCCACAAGAUUUCUGUGGAGCUGGAUUUUUUUGUAUUGUGAACAUAACCCAGCAUCUCUCUCUCUUUUUAGUCCUGAGUGGUGUGCUCCAUAUGGGGCUCUGAGCAGGCUGUACUUUGAUUCUGGCAAUAAAAAUAUUCUGGAUGCUGUAAA
Hyaena hyaena (striped hyena) is the source of this 2675-nucleotide messenger RNA. RefSeq names its product phospholipase A2 group XV (gene PLA2G15). Gene Ontology annotation, cellular component: lysosome. The record is from RefSeq and is a predicted model, not a curated record. NCBI's taxonomy places the organism in Eukaryota, Metazoa, Chordata, Mammalia, Carnivora, Hyaenidae. Bases 80 to 1306 code for a protein of 408 amino acids. Gene Ontology annotation, biological process: phosphatidylcholine metabolic process; ceramide metabolic process. The transcript has 6 exons.